Molecule: messenger RNA, 2220 nt
Organism: Fusarium mangiferae
Lineage: Eukaryota; Fungi; Ascomycota; Sordariomycetes; Hypocreales; Nectriaceae
Exons: 4
Coding region: 1-2220 (739 amino acids)
Biological process (GO): DNA-templated transcription; regulation of DNA-templated transcription
Cellular component (GO): nucleus
Molecular function (GO): zinc ion binding; DNA binding; DNA-binding transcription factor activity, RNA polymerase II-specific
Source: RefSeq, a predicted model, not a curated record
AUGAAAUUCGCAAUGGAGCCAAGAAAUGGAUCCCGUAUGCGAAAUCGCAAGACAUCCGAGAUAUGUGCUCAAUGUCGGAACCGCAAGGUGAGAUGCGAUGGCGAUCCCAAAGGCUGUAACAAUUGCAAGAGGCUCAAGUUCAAUUGCUCUCUUCUGACAACAGACUCCGACAACGCGCUAGAGAUACUAGAAAGACGACGCGUAUCUAGGGCGUGUAUACCUUGUCGCGAUCGCAAGCUGAAGUGCUCUGGCCAGAGACCGACGUGUUCAAGAUGUUCGGAUCGAGGAACUCUUUGCCACUACCCUUCAGCCGCAAGGGCUAACAGUCAUGACGCUGGCCCGUUGCCUGGUGGUGAACCCUCGAUUACAGCGGGCAGCACCCCAUCAGCCCCAGAAUCCGACCACCGUGAAUUUCAGCACUCACAGGCUCAAAGACAACCAAGUCGUCAGCUUUGGUCGGGCUCGAUGCCAACACCAGCACAGAUUUCACAAUGGGACCUAGGAAUAGACAAACAAACCGUCAAGCAACACAUCGAUGCCUACUUCGACCUAAUACACCCGAUACCAUGUUACAGUUUUCUCCAUAGAGCAACCCUGUUACAAUCGUGGUCAAAAAACGAGCUAAAUCCGUGCGUGCUAUCCGCGAUAUGCGGGAUCACAUCGCGGUUCAUCAAUCCAGGCAGCUCCGAACAUAGAGCGAUGGCAAAGAGAUGGAUCGAAGAUGCAGAGUCGCACCUGCUCAGACGAGUUGCCCAGCCUCGGCUAUCAGAUAUCGAAGCAUGGCUUCUCGUUACACUAGACCACUACCUCUCGCAGCGCGUCAGCAAGAUGCUCGUCUCGAUGGCUCUAACAUCGAGGCUCGCCUACAUCCUUAGACUGAACCAUGAAGAUCCACGCCAGAAGUUUCUAAUGCAAGAGCGUCGCCGACGACUGAUGUGGGCCAUCUAUAUCAUGGACUCGUUGUACUCGAGUGGGAAGACGGAGUUCACAGCAUGUACUCCAGAGACUCUCCACAUCCGGCUGCCAUGCGCAGAAAAGUCGUUUUCCAUGGAUGCUCCAGUAAUAACAGUGCCGCUGCACUCGAGUUCUCAUGAAGAUACAUCCAAUAUUGGUCUGCUUGGCUACUGUAUUCGUGUUUUGGAUAUUCGCAAUCGCGUGCAAAGACUUACCCUUACGAUCACGAAUCACCGAGAGCCUAUCGAUCAGUGCCUGCUCGCAGUAGAGUCGAUCGAAAACGAAUUGCGCCAAUUUUCAGCUAGUUUGCCCGCACGAUACCAUUGGGACCCAGCAGCCUUCUCUCUGCGGGCCUUUUCGCCUUCGCGUACCCCCUUUCUGAUGCUGCAUGCUUGGUGGCAUCAGACACAUUGCGACCUCUUCCGCUUCACCAUUCCUGGCUUCCGAGAAGGUCUACCGACAGCUGAGAUAUUACAGCUGUCACCAGAAUACACCUCAGCAUGUCGCGAAAAGUGCCUGUACCACGCCAUAUCCGUUUCCAAGAUCCUUGAGGUACCUAAGUCAGUUGGUGGAUCGGAGCUGAUCAGUGAUCCUUCAAUCGCGAUGUGCGCUUUCCAUUCUGCGAGGAUAAUCUCAAGACUUGGACAGUACCCUAUGGGCGACAUGCCACAGACGGAGCUUGUCGCUCGAUUGACGGCUUGUGCUGAGGCCUUGGAAGAACAGGCAGUGAUCCUUCCCACAACUGCGAUCUUGAAGAAGGGCAUUUGCGAUCUGGUAAAUGAUGCCCAGCGCGACCGCCACGGGCCUUACGCAUGCCCUUCAAUAUGGGAGGAGGAAGAGUCAGAGAGCUACAAUACAACUGGAGCUUCUAGAGAUAUUAGUGGCUCCGGGGCCAGAGAAGUCUUUUCCAAGCACAGCGUCACCGAAACGGUUCAGAACCUUCAAUUUCAACCCGGAGAGCAAGGCGAGUGUGAAGACCAUGGAAACUCUGGGCAAGCACCUUCAGAAAUGACAUUUGGGAAUGAAGCAGGGCCUGCAUCGACGGCGAACUUUAUCUCUAUGAGCAUCUCGCCGCUGCCUGAGCCAGUCACUCAGGACCAAACAGAUUUUGGCCUUUACCUCGGGGAGUCUGAGCCUCACUUGGACAGCAUAUUUAAUUUUGGGCUCCACGGGCAGUAUGGCUCUGGGCAGCCUGAUGUUUUCAUGGAUUCAUUCUGGCCUCUUGCAGAUACAGAUUGGACCAUGCCAGAUGUUGGUAGUAUGUAA